Messenger RNA from Metarhizium acridum CQMa 102, 1419 nucleotides. NCBI's taxonomy places the organism in Eukaryota, Fungi, Ascomycota, Sordariomycetes, Hypocreales, Clavicipitaceae. The record is from RefSeq and is a predicted model, not a curated record.
AUGAGGCUGACCACAAACUCCACAAAGUACUGUGGUGUGUCCUGCCAGAGGGAGCAUUGGACAUCACAUAAGCUUGACUGCAAUUCUCCAUUGCUCAAGUCGACUUGGCGGCCGCAAUGGGAGGUCGAGGGCCGCAAGCCUGCAUUCAUGAGAUCAGACACUCCAGCGCGGUCCUUCAACCACCACAAGAAGUAUCUGUGGGGAAACAUGCCGGCGUUUGAUGUUUUGAAACUUGAAGUCAAUGAAGGCAAGGCUUACAAGGGCGACCUGGACCUUCUUUUCGCCGCUUCCGGAGAUCUGAGAAAUGUGCUGAGGACUAUUGCUGACCUUCCCAACGACUUUUGCGCACGAGUCUCUGUGGUUGUGAACGACCGCGAUUUUGAUAUAGUGGCUCGGAAUGUCAUCAUGCUGCUACUGUUGUUGAUGGAUGAUGACCCCCAGAGGGCAGCUGACCACAUUAUACACACUUGGUAUUCCGCUUUUAUCACCGAAGAGCUCAGUCGCACACUUCAGGGCCAGAUCUUGAAACUGGUGGAAGGCGUAUGUCACGAGACUACGCAGAAACAACCGAACGAUCUGUUUCCAAAGACCUUUUCCUUCAAGAGGGGAAGUGUCCGGCUCGCGCUGACCAAGAAAUCAUGGGACGCUCUACAGGGCAUCUUGAAGCCAAGCAAUCUGACCCUACAGAAGGCGCAGGAUGUUCGCCGGGCAGUCACCCUGGCUCCUAGCAGAGCCGACUACAGAGAACGGGCCUUCUUCCGACAGGAUCCAAGCAGCCGGUUCGCGUCGUUCAGGUUCCGCCGCGAUGGAAUCCUGCUACCAUUCGGCCUCCCCAGAAGCCCGUUCAAUGUACCUAAUCCCACCUUGUUCACGGGUCUCGGUGCUUGGCCCAUGAUGGAUUCUGCUGAGCCCCUUCACGGCUGGUCGCUUCAAGAAGUGAGUCAAGCAUUUGGCGCUGCUGCCAAUGAUAUACUCGGCAAACUGUACUACUCCUUGCUGGACUUGAUCGGAAGUGUACACUGCAGACUGGGUCAUGUGAAUAUUUCAUUCCACCUCUGGAAUCUCGAUGCUGCUGUUCUUCCACAGCAUCUCGGUACUAUGAGGUUCGAUCGAAUCGAAACGUCCAACAUUGCCGACACACCAUACCUUGGACCAGAAAGAUGCCUCUCUCUUCUAGGCACCCUCCUCAAGGAGCCACAGACCAACCCGCACGCUACGCUCAUCACGCUCUUCAUGAACGCAGUGCCCGAGACAAUGACUAAGAUGGAUGAGUAUGCCUCGCUGCCGGAAGAACUGAGCCAAGUAACGAAAUACCUCACACCCAGCUUCUCCAUCGCACCUUAUGACGCAGAUCGGCUGAGGAUCGAUUCCUGCCGCGAUCUGGUUCGCAACAACGAUAAAUACUUUGACAGGGGCUGA